AUGGCCGACAUGACCCAGGCUCCGAUGAACGGCAACUACCCGGCCCAGCAUGGAUUCCCCGAAUCUUUCAACCCGGCCCAUGCGACCAUGAACACCGCGGCCAACUUCCAGCCCGCCCAGUCCUCUACUCCCACGACCGCCACCCCCACCACGGAGCAGCAGAAGAAUGAAAUCACUAAGGACGAGGUGGGCUGGUUCUUCGUCGAGCAGUUCUAUACCACCAUGAGCCGCAACCCAGACAAGCUGCACCUCUUCUAUUCGAAGCGUUCCCAGCUCGUCUUCGGCACCGAGGCCGAAUCGGUUCCUGUCGCCAUUGGUACCAAGGCCAUUAAUGACAAGAUCAAGGCUCUUGAAUUCCAGGAUUGCAAGGUCCGUGUCCUUAACGUCGACUCCCAGGCCUCCUUUGACAACAUCCUGGUGUCGGUCAUUGGUGAGAUCUCCAACAAAUCCGAGCCUUCUCGCAAGUUCAUUCAGACCUUCGUCCUGGCCGAGCAGCCUAAUGGCUAUUAUGUCCUCAACGAUAUCUUCCGUUACCUGGCGGAUGAGGAGGAGGUGAUUGGCGAGGACGCCGCGGCCGAGGCCACCGAGCUCCCUGCUGCCCCUGAGGCUGUGCUUGCCGUUGAUGCCCAGCUCACUGAUGAGGCCGCUGCUACUCAGUUGGACGAGAAGCUCGAGGAGACCAACGGCGAGGUCGAGCAGGCGACCGAGGAGACCAUUCCCCCCCAGACCAACGGCACCCCCGCCCUGGAGGAGGUCAUUGAAGCUCCCGUUCCCGUUGUGGAGGCUGAGCUGGUGAAGAAUGAGCAGCCCCUGACCCCGGAACCCUCUCCAGCUCCGGAGCAGAAGGAGACCCCCGCCGAGAAGGACGUCGCUCCGGCUGCUCCUACCCCGGCCGUGCCCAAGACCUGGGCCAACAUCGCCUCCAAGAUUGGUGCCAAGGCCGCUGCCACCACUGCGGCUCCGGCUGCUGCCCCCAAGGCUAACGCCCCGGCCGCGGCCGCCCCUGCUGCUGCUGCUGCUGCUGCUCCGGCUCCUGCUUCUCAGCCCGCUACUACUCCUGCUCCGGCUGCGGAGAAGGACACUACCCCGACUGACAGCGCUGGCUGGCAGACUGCUGGGGCUGACAACAAGAAGACUCAGUCUCGUGCUGGUGAGGAGCAGGUGGUGCUAGGCUACAUCAAGAAUGUGACCGAGAAGGUGGACGCUGCCCAGCUCAAGCAGGCCCUGGCCCGCUACGGCAAGCUGAAGUACUUCGACGUCAACCGCCAGAAGAACUGUGCUUUUGUUGAGUUUGCCGACCCGGCCGGCUACACGGCCGCUGUUGCAGCCAACCCCCACCAGGUCGGUGAGGAGCAGAUCGUUGUGGAGGAGCGCCGCCCCCGGGGUCCUAAUGUGAACAACGGCCCUGGUCGUGGUGCGGGUCGUGGCCGCGGUGACCGUGGUGGUAGCCAGGGUCGUGGUGGCUUCCAGGGCCGUGGUGGUUUCGCGCCUCGCGGUCGUGGUGGCAACGGAGGCCCCGUCAAGAGCCGCAACCAGGCCCCGGCUGCUUAA
Messenger RNA from Penicillium macrosclerotiorum, 1551 nucleotides. RefSeq names its product NTF2 and RRM domain protein. Gene Ontology annotation, cellular component: Ubp3-Bre5 deubiquitination complex; cytosol; ribonucleoprotein complex. The record is from RefSeq and is a predicted model, not a curated record. Bases 1 to 1551 code for a protein of 516 amino acids. Gene Ontology annotation, biological process: ribophagy; protein deubiquitination. Lineage: Eukaryota; Fungi; Ascomycota; Eurotiomycetes; Eurotiales; Aspergillaceae. The transcript is spliced from 2 exons. Gene Ontology annotation, molecular function: mRNA binding.